AUGUGGCUGAGUCGGGCAUUUCCCAUCCGAUAUUUGGGAUCUUACCGAAGAGCUCAGAAACCACCAUGGAUGACAAAUCCGGUAGUCUUCUACUCAAAUUUCUCGGAGAAGAAAGAGAGAGAAGCUCCUUUGCAGGAGACUCGAAUGAGAGAUAGGUUUACCCUGUACGCAAGAGGCGGCGAAGGUGGCAGCGGUUGUUCCAGCGUCCGCCGGAGCCGUACCGAUCGCUAUGGAAAACCCGAUGGUGGAAAUGGUGGGAGAGGAGGUGAUGUGAUAUUAGAAUGCACACACGCAGUUUGGGAUUUCAGUGGAUUACAACCUCAUGUUAAAGGUGGUAAAGCUGGACUAGGAACUUCCAAGAACAGGAUUGGAAACAGAGGAGAAGACAAGAUCUUGCAAGUGCCCAUUGGGACAGUGAUUCAUCUUCAAGCUGGUGAGAUUCCAUCUGAGGUUCAAAUCGACUCUCCAAAACAGUUGGAUCCAUGGGACCUUCCCGGCACACUAACUGAGGAUCCUGCAUCCGAGGAGAUCCCUGAAGAAGCUACGCAAGAAUCUGUUCAAAUCGAAGAUGAGGAAGAACUUGUACCAAGACAUGCACGCACGUCAAAGGAAACUGAUUCAGAAGAAGAAGAGAUUGAACAAGUCAGGUAUAACGUUGCGGAGUUAACAGAAGAAGGUCAGAGAAUAAUGAUUGCUCGCGGCGGCGAAGGCGGCUUGGGAAGCGUUUCCGCUACUCGUUACUUAAGAGGCACCAAGUCUGGUAAAACCGUUACUCGCAAAAGCAUUUUGAGGAUCAUGGAAGGCGAGGCUGAUGAUAAUGAUGAGGACGUUGAUGAACAACACUCGAGCAUUAAAUCUGGCUCGCUCGGCUCUGAAGCUAUCUUGAUACUAGAGCUCAAGAGCAUUGCGGACGUUGGACUUGUUGGGAUGCCAAACGCUGGUAAAAGCACUCUUCUUGGUGCCUUGUCUCGUGCUAAACCGCGAGUAGGCCACUACGCGUACACGACUCUGCGUCCUAAUUUAGGAAACGUGAACGACGAAGAUUUCUCCAUGACGAUAGCGGAUAUUCCGGGACUCAUCAAAGGAGCUCAUCAGAACAGAGGGCUAGGGCAUAACUUCCUUCGCCACAUUGAAAGGACUAAAGUCUUGGCCUACGUUGUGGAUUUAGCGUCGGGGCUUGACGGUUGCGAAGGAGUGACACCGUGGGAACAGCUGAGAGAUCUGGUGAUGGAGCUUGAGUUCCAUGAAGAAGGGUUAUCGGAUAGGUCGUCUAUAGUCGUGGCGAACAAGAUCGAUGAGGAUGGUGCGGAGGAGAGAUUGAAAGAGCUUGAGAGGAGAGUGAAAGGAGUGAGGAUAUUUCCGGUUUGCGCGGUUCUUGAAGAAGGUGUACCUGAGCUUAAAGAUGGUUUGAAAAUGCUUGUUAACAGUGAUUGUGAGGGAUCAGAGAGAUUAAAAUUGGAGAAUAUAUGUGUUGACUAG
Messenger RNA from Microthlaspi erraticum, 1479 nucleotides. NCBI's taxonomy places the organism in Eukaryota, Viridiplantae, Streptophyta, Magnoliopsida, Brassicales, Brassicaceae. The record is from the annotation of a GenBank genome assembly.